AGUCGUUUACCUUCCGCGCGACGAGACGCCCGCCAUGUGCGUAGAUGCGUAAGCGCAGCGCGUCGUUCGGCGUCGGGCAGAGAGGCGGAGCUCGCGGCGGCGCGCGGACGAUGCCGCGCUGGCUGUGGGCGGCCAUGCUCCUCGCGGCGGCGGCCGGCGCCGGCGCCUGGGCCCCGCCGGCCCAAACCCUAGUGCUAGCACCCCGCGUCCGCAGGCACGCUGCCCACUCCGGCACCCGCCACCUGCAGCUGCUCGGCUGGCACCUGGAGCUGCACGAAAACAGACAGAUACGAUCACCGUAUUACAAUGAGUGCCAGUUCUACAAAGGCAGAGUUAUAGACGAAGCACAAUCAUCUGCGACAGUGACAGAUUGUGACGGUCAGCUGUACGGGCUGCUUCAGGUCGGCAGCGAGGAGUUUGUUCUGCAGCCGACGCACCAGGAGAGAGACGCGCAUGUGUUGAGGAGACGAGACGUGGAGCUGUCGGAAUGGGCGGCCGCGUACAAUCUCACGGGUGACACGAUCACCGACCUUGAACUUGACUUCGGCGAGGAGGAUGACCCGGUGCCAGAGCCCCACGUGCGACCGCGACAUAGUGUUUAUACGGAAACUGAUAACUUUCGGGGAGCAAGAAUUAUCAGUAGACCAGUUUCAGGUGUCAAGGGUUUGUGGCUAGAAAUGGCUAUCGUAGCCGAUCACACGAUGCUCAAGUUCCACGGCAAGGAGAGAGUGAAGCAUUACAUUCUCGCUUUAAUGAACAUCGUCAGUGCCAUCUUCAACGAUCCCUCUCUGAACUCGAACAUGACACUCGUGAUCAACAAACUGUAUUUGUAUGAAGAGAAAGACUAUGUCAUAAAGUACGGGAAUGUCAGGAAAUCAUUGGAGGCUGUGAAUAAGUGGAACUACAGACACUUGAUGAAGUUGCCGACAGACAGUACUGGAUGGGACGCUGCGGUGUGGCUGACCCGGGCCCAACUCGGGGGACCCUCGGGCUUCGCCCCCGUCGGUGGAGUCUGUUCCAGGACUCGAUCGGCUGCUAUAGACCGAGAUGAGGGUCUUACAAGCGCUUUCGUCAUAGCACAUGAAUUGGCACAUCUGUUAGGACUAACUCACGAUGGAGACAGCCAGUGUCAGAGCGAGGCCGUGAAAGGCUCAGUGAUGGCACCAACAGUGCUAGCCACGCUACACAACUACGCCUGGUCUACUUGUUCCAGAGAACAGUUCCAUGAAAAGUCCAAACGCUGGUGGUGCUUACACGAAAGGAGUCAUGAUGAAGGAGUGGAGCUGGGUGGUGCCAAAGAAAUAUCCAAUUACGUGUUCACUAUGGACGAACAAUGCCGCACAGAAUUCGGCGAAGGGUUUUCAGUGUGCAAGUCAGUGAAGGUGAAGUCGGCAUGCUCGCGGCUGUGGUGCGCUCACCGCGCGAUGCCGCACGUGUGCCGCUCGAAACGCGCUCCUCCGCUCGAAGGCACGCCCUGCGGUCACAACAAGUGGUGCGUAGACCGUGUAUGCGAGCCGAUGCCAGGCCACGCGAUCAAGACUGAGACCACCAAUACAGUAACAGAAGUGACCGUCAAUAAAGUGGAAGACAAAGAGAGGGAGAAUGACAAGCCGGAGUGGAGUGAGUGGGGAAGAUGGAGUGAUUGUAGCGCGAGCUGCGGGUAUGGCUUGCGGACGCGCAUUAGAAGGUGCCGGUUUAAUGGCGUGAUAUCAGAAAGCGCAUGUGAAGGCGCGGGUUUCCAAGUCAGAACGUGCUGGGGAGGCGUCACUUGCGCCAACACGCGGGACGUACGCGCUGACAUCUGUACACGACAACAUGCGCGGUUCAUACCUUAUCUACAUGCUAAUGAAUCCCAGCACUGUGAGAUCUGGUGCGUGGACUACGCGGGUGGAGGACCUUCGAACUUUGGAGCUUUGCCUGAUGGGACGCCGUGCAGUUAUAGUAGACCUUAUGAUGUUUGCUUUCAGGGAACUUGCGUUCAAGGACAUUGCAAUUCUUCGGACAGUAUCUGCAAUUGGUGUCCUGACGGCUACUGCAAUAAUAACACCCAUGUUUACACCAGACAGCUUGGCAAAGGUUGGACCCGCAUGACAAUGAUACCACACGACGCUCACCAGUUAUCCGUCCACAUCAUCACGCCCGUACCUCUAAACAUUGCCAUCAGAGAGAAAAAACGCGACAAACAGAUCUUAGACCUCAUGAAACACUCCAAACGUUUUGACAUAGAUAACAAUAAAUACUUGAAGUACGAUCCUAAUGUACCACAGAAUUUACAAAUUGUAGAAGUGGAUAGUCACGUCAUAGAUAUCAAAGAAGGUUCUAGAUGGGAAGGCGAAGUUGUGGCGGCGGGAACGUUGCUUAAGUGGACGAGAACUGAUACUGAUGUUUUGAUAUCUUCGGAGUCGCGGUUGCAGACGGAUUUGAUGAUUAUGGCAUAUCCCGAACAUCCAGUGGUGUCAGGAGAGUCAGUGAUGGUGGAAGUGUCGGUGAACUACAGCACUCCUGCCAGCCGCACCAGGCCCUUGGAAUAUAGAUGGUCUACGGAGCGCGGUCCGUGCUCUGCGUCGUGCGGCGGCGGCGUGCGCGUGGUGCGGCCGCGGUGCUUGAGAGACCACAAGUGUCCGCCUGUCAUGUUCGAAGCUUGUAAUACGCACAGCUGCGAAUUCACGUGGGUUGGUGGCGAGUGGGAGGAGUGCAGCGCCACGUGUGGAGCUGCUGGCGUUCAGGAGCGACAGAUCUUCUGCGUACCUCUUAAUGUCAGUACAUCAUCAAGACGAGAUCUAAUAAGGAAUAGCGUGUCUCCCACGUUGUGUACUUCAGCAAAGCCGACCUCACGUCAGGCUUGCAACCGCUUGCCUUGUCCUGUCUACUGGAAAGAACUACCCUGGACUCAGUGUUCAGCAACAUGCGGUCGCGGCAUAUCGCGUCGUCCUCUCGAAUGUCCGGCAUCAGACGAGAUGCUCUGCGGUCCGCGUCCGCGCGAGCGACACCGGCGCUGCCGCGUGCGCGCGUGCGGGACACGGCGCGGCGCCUGUCCGCCCGCUGACACCACGCAGUACUGUGAACUGUUCGAUACCGACCAACUAGCCAGGCACUGUCUUGUUCCUCCCUUUAGGAAGUACUGCUGUAACGCUUGCAGGCUGCUCGAGCGUUCACACAUGAGGGGCUUCGGGUAGACAAAGGUCUACCCGUUUACAUUGUGACAAAGGUCUUUUGGUAUACAGCUAUUAACGUCGCCAUCUUGUAAUUUUAUAUUUGUGAGAAAUAAAAACUCUACGAUGCUCCCCUUUUCACCAAAAUAUCCUUGUAAAACCGUAGGUAAUAGACGGCUACUACACGGUACUUCGAACUGUUCGCUACGCAGUGCUGACCAGCUGGCCAGGCACUGUCUGGUCCCUCCCUAUAGGAAGUACUGCUGCAACGCCUGCAGGCUGCUGGAGCGAUCACAUAUGAGAGGCUUCGGGUAGACCCUAAAAAAUAAUUUGAAAAAUAAAAACUCCAUGAUGCUUUUCACCAAAAGAUCCUUGUAAGACCGUGGGUGUUAGAGGGCUACUACGCAGUGCUGCGAACUGUUCGAUACUGACCAACUAGCCAGGCACUGUCUAGUUCCUCCCUUUAGGAAGUACUGCUGCAACGCCUGCAGGCUGCUCGAGCGAUCACACAUGAGGGGCUUCGGGUAGACUUAUAUUGCUGCUAAGGUCUUUUGGUAGGCGCCGUCUAGUAAAAAAUCAUUUUGAAAAAUAAAGACCCCAGGAAGCUCCCCUUUCAGUGUCAUUCAAGUCCAAAAGAUCCUUGUAAGAGUGGGUAAAGGACUCGUACUAUGUAGUACUUCGAACUGUUUUAGGCUGGCUAGGCAUUGCAUAGGCGUUUUGCCACCCCUUUAGGAAGUGCUGGUGCAACGAACCACACACUUAUAGAGGCUUCGGGUAGACCCUAAUACAAACUAUUUGAUACUUCUUCUGCCCCCCUUUAGUAUAUUUAUACUAGUGCAAUGCCUGCAGGCUCUACUACUAUUGAGUAGAAGAUCAACACCAACCUUUGCCUUGUUCUCCCUUUAGGAGAAAAUUACUCCUUCAUUAUAACGCAUUGUUGAACCAUAGGGGAACUACUGUAUAGUAGGGCGACACCCUCUAGAAUCAAGCGUGUAGAUAUUAUGAUACAUGUUGUUCGAAUGGAGAUUCCGUGUCAAUAUAACCAGUAUUUUGUACGUUGUUUUUCAUAUUUAUAAGCAACUAGAAUUAAGGAAUAUACCUAAUAUCUAAUAAUAAUGCGCAACGAAGUGCCAUAAUGUAUUGUACACUACUUCACGUAAUAAAUGUGCUAUUCUUAUAUA
Molecule: messenger RNA, 4333 nt
Organism: Helicoverpa armigera (cotton bollworm)
Lineage: Eukaryota; Metazoa; Arthropoda; Insecta; Lepidoptera; Noctuidae
Gene: Adamts-1
Product: A disintegrin and metalloproteinase with thrombospondin motifs 1
Exons: 17
Coding region: 45-3176 (1043 amino acids)
Biological process (GO): extracellular matrix organization; proteolysis
Cellular component (GO): extracellular matrix
Molecular function (GO): metalloendopeptidase activity
Source: RefSeq, a predicted model, not a curated record